GUUGCUUCUUCGGCAGGAGAAAUUCUCCAGGCAUUCAUGGAUCUGGAGGGAGCAAUCGACGAGGACUGGAUCUCUUCCUCGUACGAGUCGAUCGAGCAAGUUGGCAGACUCAUCGGCAUUCAGAGAAAAAAUCCCCCCUGGAUCCCGCAGACCUCCGCUGCUGUUGCUCUUCGACUGAUGGUCUUUGACUCUUCGAUCGCCUACACCGAAGAACAAAAGCAGCAGCUCAUGGACAGGCAACGAAGAGUUCCAAUGAGAAGAUCGAAAGGAGAGGCCCGCGAAGUUUUAUACGAGGCUGGUAGUACUAGGCCGGCAGAAGGAGAGGAAGACAAAGAGACCAAGGAGGCAGAGUUUAAUUCCCAAGAGGAGGAGCUACCACCACAGUUUUACGAGAGGAGUGGUGGUGACUUUGGAGCUCAUCCAUCUUGGAGCGCUCGGCAAGAGAGCGCCGCCGUUCUACUGGAAGAGGAAGAAGAAGAUGAUGAAGACGAAGACAAGAGGCUGGCAAUGAAAGCUAGUGGCGAGAGUGACGAUAGCUCGCAGAUGAACUGGGAAGGCCAGGAUUCUUUCGAGGAGCUCGAGCAGCCAGGCCAUGGAAGCCUCCAUCAUCUGGAAGAGCUGGAGAUGGAGGAGGAAGAGGAUGGAUUGAUGUUGGAAGAGGAGGAGGAGCUGAGUGACGAGGAAGAGGAGAGCGAGGAGGAAGAGUUCCAGCAGGAAGCGUCGAGCAGUGAUACGGACGAAGAGCAAAACAAGCACGACAACUUGGUGGUGGCCAAGAACUUGAUCAACAUCAAUGCGAGCUUGGAAGAAAGCGGUGAUGAUCUUCAUACUGCUGCUGCUGCUAGCAAGAUCAAUGGGGGUUCCAGCGAGAGAGUUGUAAACUGCGGCUUGACAAGCGAGUUAGAGUUUGAGCGGGGGACGUAUGAGGAGUGAGUGGAAGUUUUACUUUCUCCCAUACAGCGAAGGUGUCUCUCUUCUCGGCGUACAGUUUGAUUUGUGAAUUCAACCCUGACUUUUGUAUGUAAUUUCUUCUAGGAAAAAAGGUUUCUUUAUUCUAUGAA
Messenger RNA from Selaginella moellendorffii, 1061 nucleotides. RefSeq names its product protein Ycf2-like. The transcript has 3 exons. Gene Ontology annotation, biological process: regulation of transcription by RNA polymerase II. NCBI's taxonomy places the organism in Eukaryota, Viridiplantae, Streptophyta, Lycopodiopsida, Selaginellales, Selaginellaceae. The coding region runs from base 37 to 933 and encodes 298 amino acids. The record is from RefSeq and is a predicted model, not a curated record.